GAGAUAAUUGUUGGGGUAGAAAAAAAAAAUUUCCCAUUUGUCUCGUGACACCAACCCUCCAGGAGGAGAGAAAUUUUAAAAUUAAUUUGUUGGUAUUUUAGCUGAAGAUGUCUCUGCGGAUAAAGGCUGUGGUGGAUAAAUUCGUUGAGGAGUUGAAAGAAGCAUUGGAUGCUGAUAUUCAGGAUAGGAUCAUGAAGGAUAGAGAGAUGCAAAGUUACAUCCAAGAACGUGAGCGUGAGGUUGCCGAACGUGAAGCUGCUUGGAAGGCUGAUCUUUCUCGUCGCGAGGCAGAGAUUGCUAGACAAGAAGCAAGGCUGAAGAUGGAGAGAGAUAAUCUUGAGAAAGAGAAAAGUGUCUUAAUGGGGACUGCAUCAAAUCAAGAUAACCAAGAUGGAGCUCUUGAAAUUACAGUAAGUGGUGAAAAAUACCGUUGUCUCAGAUUUGCCAAGGCAAAAAAAUAAGACUUUGUUGGGGUGACAUAAAGCUAAAGUACCUUCUUCACUCCUCCCUUCCCUAAAAGAGGGCUGUUCCUGCCGAGGACUCGCAUUGAAAUUCCUAGCUCAAUUAAUGUACAUCUAGGAACAUGAAUCAAAAUUUAAUUGUUUAGUUGUGGCUUAUUAUUCAUGUCAGAUUUGACUGAAGUGUAAUUACUUGCUCAAUUUUUUUAUACGAUUUUUUCCUUUGAUGA
This is a messenger RNA of Trifolium pratense (red clover), 688 nucleotides long. RefSeq lists its product as uncharacterized. The transcript is spliced from 3 exons. NCBI's taxonomy places the organism in Eukaryota, Viridiplantae, Streptophyta, Magnoliopsida, Fabales, Fabaceae. The record is from RefSeq and is a predicted model, not a curated record. Bases 108 to 461 code for a protein of 117 amino acids.